This is a messenger RNA of Pisolithus orientalis, 3123 nucleotides long. RefSeq lists its product as uncharacterized. The transcript has 8 exons. Bases 1 to 3123 code for a protein of 1040 amino acids. Gene Ontology annotation, biological process: transcription elongation by RNA polymerase II; regulation of mRNA 3'-end processing; transcription antitermination. Lineage: Eukaryota; Fungi; Basidiomycota; Agaricomycetes; Boletales; Pisolithaceae. The record is from RefSeq and is a predicted model, not a curated record. Gene Ontology annotation, cellular component: nucleus.
AUGAAAACUGCACACGAUGAUACAGCAACCAAAUACUGUCUCUGCGAUCAACCCGACGAUGGAUCUCCAAUGGUCUGCUGCUCGCUAUGCAAUGAAUGGUACCAUUUCCGGUGUGUCAACCUUGGUUUGGAGGACGCAUCAGAACUUGAGGUUUACGUUUGCCCUACUUGCCAUACCAAGACCGGUCGACGCAGUAUAAGUGACAUAGAUGGCCACCAAGAUGCGUCCAAUCGUGGACGCAACGAGGAAAACUCUGAUCGGUUCGUGUCUACACCGCCGCCGGCCUUGUUGCCAUCCGAGUCCGAAGAAGAAGCAGAUAGCGAGGACGAAUAUGUAGCAGAGCCGGAAAAAGCCAAAGGAAAGAGUUUCUCCAAGCGCCGCGCACGAAAGUACCCGGAAUCAUCAGACUCGGACGAACAGCCUGGCGAUAUACAGGAUGGUUGGCAAUCGUCGCGAAAGGGCGGUAACCCGUCGCACGGAUCAUCCGAGAGGAAAAUGUCACCCGCGUCUAGCAGCCAGUUGAAACGGAAGUCAACUGCUGCAUCGCAAACACCGGCGGCCAAGCGCAGGAAGUCAUCGGAUGGCGCCGCCUCCGCUGAGGAAGAUGUGGCCAGGAAAUAUUGCCUGGGGAAAUUGCAAGAAAUGUUCUUACCGGUGUUCCUGAGAUAUCCUUCCGCAGAUUCGCCAGAUGGUUCUGGCAACAAGAUCGAAUUGAAACCUGAAGACCUCGAUGAAACAGGCAAGCAACGUCUGGAGAAUGAAGCGAAGACGUUCGCCUCUGAGCUCGAACAGUCUAUAUUCGAUAUUUAUGCCGAACCAGACAAACACGGGAAGCUGGGCGUGGGCCCUAAGUAUAAGGAGCGGUUCCGUAUGCUUACCUUCAACCUGAGCCAGGCAGAUCGUGUCGCCAUUCAUAAGCGCAUAUGCUUCUCUUCUAUAUCAGCAAAGGAGCUAGCAUUUAUGUCCUCCACUGAUCUGGCUAACGAAGAGACGAAGCAAUCGAUAAAGAUGGCCGAGCAAGAGGCACUGGAGCAUUCCAUUUUGCAAAAGACGACUGUUCCCCGCGCAAAAAUUACGCACAAAGGUCUUCAGGAUAUUGAGGAUGUCAACGGCGAAGCCACGGUUCUUGUGCGCGAACGUGAAAAAGAGCGCGAGAGGGAAGAAGAAGAACGGCGUGAGAGAGAACGUCAAGCAAGACACCGUGCGGCAGAGCAGCAUCAGAAGCAGCAGACCAACGCCAUAUCUCAUGGGUCGGUUCCGCCUGAAUCGCCAAUUACGAGCCAUGGUCCAGCGUGGGGUGACCCACCUUCAGCCACUUCGCAGGUGGUAUCCUCUGAUUCUUUCUCGCCAACAGUUGGAGGUGGCGAGAGACCAGCCGCUCACUCCCUAUUUGCACACCCCUACCAAAUGCAACUUUCAGAACCGGAGCUUGACAUAGCUGACCUCAUUCAUUUUCAUGACGAAGAGCCUUCACCUCGGGAGGGUGCGACCGAUCUUCAACCUACCGCAGCACUAGAGGGACCGGUGACGUCGGAUGAACCUGUUCCGUCUGCUCAACCCGACCCUUCGCCUUUGGAGCUAUCGGACAUUUCCUCCCCUACAGCUCACGAUAGUGUCGCAGAGACGCAGAACAAAUCACUAAAACCGGAAACUCCUGUAAAGACUACCUUUGAUUUGAACGCGCUGUGGUCAGCCCCCAAGGAGGAAUCAGUACCACAGAAACCAGAGGAGGCACCCGUGCUGGAACCCAAAGAUCAGCCCAUGAGUACUGACACUUCCCAUCAAGAAGCAACUGAUCAAGACUUUGACAUGUUCCUCGAGAAGGAGCAAGAACCUGAGGUUAAGGCCGUGGAGGAUCCCGAGGCUCCAUUGAAGGCCAUGCCCACGGUAUGGCACGGAAAGAUUGCCUUACCCCUAGAUUCUCCUGUCGCAGAGGAAGCGCAUGUCACUGCCCGUCAAGUGGGUGGCAGGAAUUUAGACGCAACUUCUAUACUUUGGAAGACACUAUUUGUUUCUGACACCCUCCGCAUCGAAGGACGAGUACAAACAGAUGUAGCAGCUCAAUUCCUCUUGCAAAUGAGGCUGAAUCCGCAGAAAGAGCUUAUAGCGUGCGCAUUCUUGCCAGAGCCGGCUGACGCGAAGCUCCAGACAUUUAUUGAUUUCUUACUGAAGAAGAAUCGCCAUGGACUAGUGUUCCCAUGGGGCCAAAGCCCCAAGGACCAUCACCCAGGCAAGGAGCUUUACCUGGUUCCGCUCCGGGCAAAUGCACCACUACCUGACUAUAUGGAGCUGUUGGAUGACUUGCGCUUGCCGAAAGUGCGCACUUCCGACAUCAUCGUUGGAAUUUGGAUUCUUGUGAAAGGAAAACUCACCGCUUUACCUGCUCUACCGCCGCCCCCUGUCGUGUCUUCUUUACCUCCUGUGUCUACUUCAUUUAAUGUUCCGGGUGCUGGUGCUUCCAUUCCGCCGCAGCCUCAGCCCCACUCGCAUGCGGGCCCUAUAUCGCCAUUGCUCCCAGCGAUGCAGGCUUAUCCCCAGCUUGCAAACCCGGCACUCGCCGCUGAAGUUGCGGCUCUUUCUCCCGAACAGAUACAGGCAAUAUUACAAGCUCUACCGUCCAGCAAUGGUGUGUCUAGCAUGUCCAGUCUUCCCAUGGGGGUUGCAUCAGCUCUUGGAAACACAAGUACUACGCCACAGCAGCCUCGCAUCCUGCAGCCAGGUGCUGCAGCGCCACCACAAUGGAAUGGCGGGAUGCUGAACUUUCCACCCUUCUCCCCUAAUCCAGUUUCGGUGUCACAGUUUGGCUCUCAGCCAGCGUCACAACACUCGAUCCCUUCCCCGAUACGUCAACCCCCCAGUGGUCCAUCUGGUCGAGGUGUCCCCAAUCAUGGUCACUAUGACCACCUCAACGACGACCGCGAUUUCCGCCGAGGGCCGGGAUAUGACAGAGGUGAUCGGGGAGGUUGGCAAGGCGGAAGGGGGCGGGGUAGAGGCAGAGGAUGGGGUAGAGGUAGUGGUCCGCCGUCAUAUCGACCAGUGGAUUCCGGUUGGGGCCGUGGUCGAGGUCAAGAUGACGGGGGCAGACCAGAUACUGGUCCACAACAGGGUUCGCGACGGUGGUGA